Molecule: messenger RNA, 920 nt
Organism: Microplitis mediator
Lineage: Eukaryota; Metazoa; Arthropoda; Insecta; Hymenoptera; Braconidae
Product: snake venom serine protease BmSP-like
Exons: 4
Coding region: 79-846 (255 amino acids)
Biological process (GO): proteolysis
Molecular function (GO): serine-type endopeptidase activity
Source: RefSeq, a predicted model, not a curated record
UCUGAUAUAUUUCACUUAUAAAGACGACAUCGAUCAUAGAGGCAAUUUAUUAAAUAUAGAUUUUACUUUCUUUUAAAAAUGAUUAAAAAAUUUUUAAUUAUUUUUUUUAUUAUUAAAAUUACCACCGCUAAUCAUGAAAUACCAAGAGAUCAGUGCACAGACGAAUUAAGCGAAAUAGUCCUCGAUGAAGCCGCCGCGAAAGGGUUCGCGCGUGUAAACGGCGCCGACGGUAUCGAGAACACAACCAACCUCGUCUUUAUAGCAAACACCCAGGGCUCGCCUCAAUAUUAUCCAUGCCCAGGAGUUCUCUUAUCAAAAACACACGUACUUACAUCAGCACAUUGCACCGUCGACGAUCAUGUGCUCGUCAUAACCGGUUACAAGUUCAAUUUAGACGAACAAACCGAAGAAUUUAUUAACACGACCGUCAGUCAAGUUAUUCAAGUACCCGGUGCUUCGAAUCUCAUAAUUCUCAAGAUGGCAAAAGAACUUCGUGAUGACAAUGAACGGAAAAUUCUUGAAUUGCCAACGAGAGAUUCAGAAGUAGAGAAAAUUUACAAAAUCGUUGGCUGGAGUUUUACUCCAGGUCGCGAUAUUUUCUUUGACCCUUUUCUUAUUCAUGAGGGAGACGCUAAAGUUACUGAUACAGUUUCCUGUACGAGGACGAACAGCGACGAGUUGUGUAUGGAGUUAAUAAAUACAACUGAGGAAUACAAUAUGAUCAUCGGGUCACCGUUGAUUCAAAACGACCAGAUUAUGGGCUUCACUCACUUCAAUUGCAACACAAAAGGACCAGUCACAAAAGUAUUUCCAUACGUCGACGAAAUAAAAAAAAUUAUUUCAUAAAAAUAUAAAUUACAAAUAUUUUAAUUUAUAUCUGUCAUGUCUCUAAUAAAUAAAAAUAUAUAUAGUUAUAUAGA